AGCAUCGAGUCUGUUGAUAGCAUCGAAUUUUGUUGCUCAGAGAACGAAGAGAGAAUGGUGGGUCGGGGCGCUCACGAGAGAGCUGGGUAAUUUUGGGCAGCGGUUGUUCGAGAAGGGCACAGGUGCCGGGCAUACGGCAAUCAGAAUGUGGACAACGGACAGCACGCGAUAAAACGUCUCAGACGUCAAAUUCUACUUUUUAAAGUUUACGCCCCUGUAAAGAGUGAGGUGACUUAAAAAUGUUCUUCUGUAAGCGUUCCUAGUUUUAAAUAGUAGAUCAUUCUUCUGAAAGCGUUCCUAGUUUUAAAUAGUAGAUCAUUCUUCUGUAAGCGUUCCUAGUUUUAAAUAGUAGAUCAUUCUUCUGAAAGCGUUCCAAGUUUUAAAUGGUAGAUCAUUCUUCUGUAAGCGUUCCUAGUUUUAAAUAGUAGAUCAUUCUUCUGAAAGCGUUCCUAGUUUUAAUUAGUACAUCAUUCUUCUGUAAGCGUUCCUCGUUUUAAAUAGUACAUCGUUCUUCUGUAAGCGUUCCUCGUUUUAAAUAGUACAUCAUUCUUCUGUAAGCGUUCCUAGUUUUAAAAAGUAGAUCAUUCUUCUGUUGUCGAUUAUUUAACAUUACAUGGUAAAAAGGAAACAAUUAAAAGCAUAUUUUAAAAAAAAAAAAUUAAAAUGGUUUUCUAUCAAAUUUACAAUAACGACUUCUAUCACAAUAAAAGUAGAAAAUAAUGCAAAAUAUCUUAAACUACAUCACGCAAAAAAAAUUCUGCAGAAUUAUAUUUUUAAUUAAAUAAAAUAAAAAUUAAAUGUUUUUAUAUUUCUUCUAUUUUUAAUUCGAAUACUUUGGACACUAAGAUUUUCUUUCUACACUUCUGCACAGACUUUCUUUGCGUAAUGCAUUUUAAGAAAUGUAACUUUUUUUCCCUACUUUUUGGUGCCUUAAAAGUUGUCUUCGAUCGAAUGUCUUCCUUUUUUUAAAAAUUUAUUAUUUUAUAAAAUAUUUGUUUUAAAAAGUUUGAAUUAAGCUUUACGCUGAUAUUGCCUUCAUCAGAAUGUUACGCCUUGUCUGCGUCUUGUCUGUUGUCUUGGCCUGCGUGGGGGCAGACAUAAACAUUCCCAUCACCCACUACGCCAAUGGAUGGUUCCAGGCAGAUGGAUGCUUCAAGGUCGCCCAGGAGUUGACCUCAUGGACAGUGACACUCACAUUUGACCAGACCAUCACAUUCUUUUUUGUAAGUUCUUAGACCAGGGUCACUCCAAACCUUCUCAUUAUUUUUUUGUGUAAUAUCUUAGACCAGUGUCACACCAAGCCAUCACAUACACCUUUGAGAGAAAUCAUUGGACCAAUGUUCACUUUACUAUCCAUGUAAGAAGAAGACUGGAUCUAAAAGGCUACUGGGACAACAUUUCCGUGUUCACAAUUAAUGCAUUAAUCAUCAAGCCAUCCCACCAACCUUUCAUUAUUAUCAUACUUGAGUUUAUGUAUCAUUUUAUACAACAAUCAUCUUAUAGGAAAACUCAUCUACAUGCAGACUUCCAAUCUAGAGUCUUACAUUCAGACUUUCAAUGUAGAGUCUUACAUCCAUACUUUCAAUGUAGAGUCUUACAUCCAUACUUCCAAUCUAGAGUCUUACAUCCAUACUUCCAAUGUAGAGUCUUACAUCUAUACUUUCAAUGUAGAGUCUUACAUCUAUACUUCCAAUGUAGAGUCUUACAUCUAUACUUUCAAUGUAGAGUAUUACAUCCAUACUUUCAAUGUAGAGUCUUACAUCCAUACUUCCAAUGUAGAGUUUUACAUCCAGACUUCCAAUCCGGAGUCUUUUCUUGAGAUAAUUUCUAAAGUUAGAUUACUCUGUCACUUUCUCAAAGGCUCCUGAGGCAACCCUCAAGCAGACCCUGGACAAUGGUAAGGUCUACGUCCUUCAAAAUAAAACAUGGAACAAAGUUCAACCUGUUGGUGACCAGCUGUGCAUUCGUUUUGAAGGACGAGGUGCGUAUGAAUAUGAAUUUUAAAAAAUACAGUAGAGCGAUCAUGUGACCAGAAUGUGAUCAUGUGACCAGACUGUGAUCAUGUGCGCAGACUGUGAUAAUGUAUCACAGUGAUCAUGCGACCAGACUGUGAUCAUGUGACCAGACUGUGAUCAUGCGAUCAGACUGUGAUCAUGUGACCAGACCGUGAUCAUGCGACCAGAAUGUGAUCAUGUGACCAGACCGUGAUCAUGCGACCAGACUGUGAUCACGUGCCAAGACCGUGAUCAUGCGACCAGACUGUAAUCAUGUGACCAGACCGUGAUCAUGCGACCAGACUGUGAUCAUGUGACCAGACCGAGAUCAUGCGACCAGACUGUGAUCAUGUGACCAAACCGCGAUCAUGUGACCAGACCGAGAUCAUGUGACCAGACUGUGAUCAUGUGACCAGACUGUGAUCAUGUGACCAGACUGUGAUCAUGCGACCAGACUGUGAUCAUGUGCCCAGACUGUGAUCAUGCGACCAGACUGUAAUCAUGUGACCAGACCGUGAUCAUGUGACCAGACUGUGAUCAUGUGACCAGACUGUGAUCAUGCGACCAGACUGUGAUCAUGUGACCAAACCGCGAUCCUGUGACCAGACCGAGAUCAUGUGACCAGACCGUGAUCAUGUGACCAGACUGUGAUCAUGUGACCAAACCACGAUCAUGUGACCAGACCGAGAUCAUGUGACCAGACCGAGAUCAUGUGACCAUAAAUUAAUCCCAAUUACAGAAUACAGAAACAUCCUGGCCCCUGUCAGUCCAGAAAAUCGACGCUCUACCUUAGAUCUUCUAAUAAUAAGAGUACUUGUUAAUUUAAAACGUUUAGGCUUAUCAAACUUCCAUGUAACCAAUAACAUCUUUGUAAUGUCGCCUGAGCAGUCCUACCAAACUGGACCAUACAAGAACGGUCAUGCUCAGAAAGAUGGCAUAUGUCCAUCACAAUGAGACGAUGGUGUAGACUUCACAUGUCGAAAUCCACAUGGCCUGGGAUUAUUCUUUUAAGGAUUAUAAGCUAGCUCCUUACACAGCAACGUGCCUCUCUCCACUCCGCUGGAUAACCCAAGGGAACAUCAUGUGGAUAAUACAGCUUGGCGCUAGUGGCGUCGCAGGAUUGUCAGAAUGUUUCAUUGUGUCAAUGCCAUCAACCUGCGGGAAUCCAUCUCCGGGUUUGAAUUUAGAGUUUCCUUCUCUUAUAUGAGUUUCCCCCCGAGGUUAACGAGUCCAAUUCACCCGGAGUGCUGGUAAUGUUUUUACUUGAUUGAGCUUUGGUGGGGGAUUGAACUCCAGACCAUGAACUUGAGAUUGGCUCAGCUUAGACCACUCGGGCACCCAACACUCGUACGUACUCUACACCUCAAGGAAGCCUGCAAAAUUUCAUUCCUGGCGCUGAUUAGGAUCAAUCAUUAAUGACAUUAAUAUUUUGAAUAGUAGCAUUGAGGAGUCUCCUAUUUAAAAAAAAAAUAUCAUUCAUCCAACAACCGAAAGAUUUCAAAAAUAUUUAGUUUUACUAGUACACGUGAAUAUAUACAUCAAUUGUAAUCCAACCAUUUUUUGUUGUUGUUGGUGGUAGAUCAAACGUUAAAUAUAAUUUUAAUCCUUGCUUAUUGCCAACUAUUUCAUUUUUUAAGAUUGCUUUAUCCAGUUUAAAAAUUCACAAUAUCUUUGUUUCAGGGACAGGAGCAUCCGAGCCGGUUGUUACUGGUUCCUUACAGCCGGGAAGUUGAAUGUUCAUACACCGAGGAUUUCAAUCAUCCAAUCCCUGUGUUACACGUGUACUUAUAAGGACUUGAGUUAUGGUCAUGUUUCCAGGCUAGCUAAAUUAUGUGCGUCCACACAACACGGCAUGUGCCAUGUUCACAUGUGGUUCCACUACCAUGUCACUCUAUUGGGGUUAUCUCAGUGUGUUACUAUUAUUUAUAAUGUCAUAGAGAAAUAAAAAAAAAAUUCAAGUUUAAGGUGUCAUUCGUCUGG
Messenger RNA from Lymnaea stagnalis (great pond snail), 3974 nucleotides. The record is from the annotation of a GenBank genome assembly. Lineage: Eukaryota; Metazoa; Mollusca; Gastropoda; Lymnaeidae.